GUCUGCGCCCGGAUCCUGCACGAGGUGAAAGCGAAAUGGAGGGCUCAGCUUCCAUGCCGCCGCCAAGCACAGAGGCGACUGCACCUUCCACCUCAAUUCCAGAGGCUCCGAGCGCAGAGGAACAGCUAGACAAAAAUCAAAUUAGAAAGGCAGUGGAAGCUCUCUUGGCACAUUGCAAGUCCAGGAAAAACGAUAAUGGAUUCCUUUUGAAUGAGAAUGAAAAUUUAUUUUUAAUGGUGAUAUUGUGGAAAAUUCCAAGUAAAGAACUGAGGGUCAGAUUGCCCUUGCCUCAUGGUAUUCGAUCAGAUUUAGAAGAAAUUUGUUUAUUUACCAAGGAUGAACCCAAUAAAACUCCUGAACAGACAGAACGUUUCUAUAGAAAGCUUUUGAACAAGCAUGGCAUUAAAACCAUAUCUCGGAUUAUACCACUCCAAACUUUAAAAAAGGAAUAUAAACCCUAUGAAGCCAAGCUCCGCCUUAUGAGUAGUUUUGACUUUUUCCUUACUGAUGCCAGAAUUAGGCGGCUUUUACCCACACACAUUGGAAGACAUUUCUAUCAAAGAAAGAAAGUUCCAGUAUCUGUGAAUCUUCUAACCAAGAAUUUAUCAACAGAGAUCAAUGAAUCUAUAGGUGGAACAGUCUUAAACAUCUCUAAAAGUGGUUCUUGCAGCACUAUACGCAUCGGUCACACUGCAAUGCAGAUUGAGCAUAUCACUGAAAACAUUAUUGCUGUCGCAAAAGGGCUUUCAGAAAAAUUGCCAGAGAAAUGGAAGAGUGUGAAACUCAUGUUUGUGAAAACUGAGAGAUCGGUUGCCCUCCCCAUCUUUUCUUCAUUUGUCACCAGUUGGGAUGAAAAUACCAAACGUUAUCUUCCUAAGAAAAAAGUGACAAAGAAAAAUCCGCGACGACGUCUUGAAAAACUAAAGUGGAAGAAGAGGCAGCAGGCUUCAUCAGUCUCAACAAAAGAUAAUGCAGCACCUAAAAGUGGUGCUCUGGUGAAGAAACCCGGGCCCCAGAAGGAAAAGGGCCCAGGACAUGGGAAGAAAAAACGCAGCAAACGUGGCAGAGUCAAAGCCCAACUUAAAGUGACAAACGACUCUGAAGAUGAAAUUCCACAGCUGGUACCAAUAGGAACAGCUCCAAUAGGAACAGUACCAAUAGGAACAGUUCCAAUAGGAACAGCUCCAGCUAAAGAAAAUGUAGAGACUCAAAAACAUACCAUAGGAAAGAAGUCUUCAAAAAAGAGUCCUGGUCCCACUACACCUCAUGGGAAGAAGAGAAAGGCCUUACCAGCUUCAGAUGCCGUGAAAGCUGCAGAGCCUGAGACUCCAGGUAAAGCGCCAGGAAAGAAGCCAAAAAUCAGAGAAGAGGCAGAGAAGGAAGGAAAUCUUUUACUGACCAAAAAAGACCCAAGACAGACUCCCAAAAAGCCAGAGGCCAAGGUCUUUGCUACUUCUACUAAACCUGCAAGAAAAGCUCCCCACACCCCUAAACGAUUGCCCAAAGUCCCUCAUUCGACCUAGUCACUGAUUCAACCAGAGGUAACAUCCAAGCUACUUGACGAGCUUUUUAGAAAUACUUACUCAUGUCAUGAUCCCCAUUGUAACCUCCUCCAAAUAUCAGGCCUAGACUUAAAUAUUUUUUUAAAACCUCCAUAUGUAAUUCUGAUAAAUGUUCCUGGGUGUAAAAACCAGUGGUUUGAAGUAAAAUCUAUUUUGUAAUUGUUCUUCUGUGUAUUUGCUAAUAGAAGGAUAAGAGAAUGCUUCUGUCAUUGUGUUUAUUAUUAAAGUAUAACAUUUGCUUCUGAGUAUGCAUGUUGUUGGCAUUCUGAAUCUUGUCAGUUUAACUUGAAGGCCUGCGAUGCGACACUUUUUCUCUUCUGCUGAGCACUUAAUCGUUUAUUCUCAUGGGCUAGUUUGUGAACACAUUCCAAAGUGGGCCAGUGAGGAGCUUGCUGCAUGAAAUUCCACUGUGGAACAUGGGUUUCUUGGUGGGUAUUGGUGGUAGUCUGUCAAGUUGAUGAAUUUCUUGAUUACCAUGCAUAUGAUGAAGGAAAUUAGCAUGGAGUCAUAUAUACAGGCUCUGAACUGGAUCUUGUCUACUAGGGCUAAGACCACAAUUCAUCUCCAAGAGCCUUGCCAACUUCCACAUUACUCCUCACCUUACAGAGAUUUACUCGUAUGUGCCAACUUGGGGAAGUAGACGUAACAAAGUGCACACAAACAUCUAGAGUAUGGGUCUCGCUCUAGCUCAGGUCUUGAACUCUGAGCUCAGGCAGUCGGCCCACCUCGGCCUCCCAAAG
Molecule: messenger RNA, 2302 nt
Organism: Otolemur garnettii (small-eared galago)
Lineage: Eukaryota; Metazoa; Chordata; Mammalia; Primates; Galagidae
Gene: RSL1D1
Product: ribosomal L1 domain containing 1
Exons: 9
Coding region: 36-1523 (495 amino acids)
Cellular component (GO): 90S preribosome
Source: RefSeq, a predicted model, not a curated record